CACUUUGUUCGAGUUGAUGAGUUUUUCCCUUUCCCAGCUUUCUUAACUCAUAGGCUUUUAAAACACACUCUCUCUCGGAGCCUUCCCUUCACCUCUCAGGUUUUCCGAUCUCAACUUUUUCCACAUUCCUGAGCUCCCCUUCUACUCCAUUACCACCAAGGAUCCCUAGCUUCAUAACUCUGCUUCUGUUUCAUCUCUUUAAAGCUGGUUUUUUUUUUUUUUUUGAAACCUCACUCUGUUCUUAGUUCUCAAUAAAUUUUCACUCUUUCUAAGCAUGACGUCAGGUGGUAGCACCUCUUUUUUCUGGAAGGUUUUAUCUGGUUUUCAACUCAUCUCGGAAGGUUUAUCAGAAUCCAAGUGUCUCCUCCCUAAUCUCUCUUGGGUUUUUCAUGUCAGCUUUCAGAUAUAGAAGUCGUGGAGAAAUUUUUCUACACUUGUAUUUAUUUUGAUUUAUUCCCUUCCCCAUCUAAGGCAUCUUUCGCUUUCUUUUUUUUCUAUUUUCUACUGGACUUUCUCUGCACCAUAUUAGAUUUUCUUGGGUAUUCAGCAUCUAAGCCAUAUGGGUAUAAAGCCAUUUUAGUUUUAGUGUGUGAUUCAAGUGCCAGAGCUGUUUUUGGUGGGGACUGAAGGAGGUGUCAUAGAGGCUUUACAUUUUCUUUUAUAUUGUUUUUGGAUCUUUGCUCAGUUUCAGCUCCUAUCUGUCUUUGUUUCAAACCCAUUUCAAACCCAAGCUUUAACACAAGGCUAAUUUGGCUUCCGAUUUUGUUUUCACACAAAGAAGCUGUUCUGGAGUGGGGAGGUGGGUCUAGGGGUUAUGGAGCAGUUGCCUUUGUUUUUUGGGGUGGUUUCCUUAUUCUGUUUGGUGGUUUCGGUUAGCGGUAUUGGGGCUAACUGGGGCACACAGGUAACACAUCCUUUGCCACCCGAUUCGGUUGUGGGGUUGCUCAAGGAUAAUGGGUUUCAGAAAGUGAAGCUCUUUGAUCCAGAUUCAGGGAUAUUGAAAGCUCUUGGCAAGUCUGGGAUUGAGGUUAUGGUAGGCAUCCCUAAUGAAAUGCUUGCUUCUCUGGCUUCCAGUGUGAAGGCAGCUGAGACAUGGGUUGAGAAGAAUGUUUCCACUCACAUCACUAGCAACACUGUAAACAUCCGGUAUGUGGCAGUUGGGAACGAGCCUUUCUUAGAGACAUACAAUGGAAGCUUCCUUACUACAACCUUCCCAGCUUUACAAAAUAUCCAAUCUGCUCUCAUAAAAGCUGGUCUCUCAAACCAGGUGAAGGUCACUGUCCCCCUCAAUGCUGAUGUAUAUCAAAGUUCAACAAAUCUCCCAUCAGGCGGUGAUUUCCGGACUGACAUUCAUGACCUAAUGGUUGCCAUCGUUAAGUUCUUGAGUGACAAUGGGGGUCCUUUCACUGUCAAUAUCUAUCCUUUCAUAAGCCUGUAUGACAACCCGAGCUUCCCUGUUGAUUAUGCCUUCUUUGAUAGCACCUCACCAAGUUUGACUGAUAAUGGGAAUGGCUACUACAACAUGUUUGAUGCAAACCUUGAUACUUUGGUAUGGGCCCUUCAGAAAAAUGGAUAUGGCAACCUACCUAUCAUUGUUGGAGAAAUUGGGUGGCCAACUGAUGGAGACAGGAAUGCAAAUCUGCAAUAUGCACAGCGGUUCAAUCAAGGAUUCAUGAACCACAUAUUGACUGGUAAUGGCACACCAAUGAGACCAGGGCCAAUUGAUGCAUACCUAUUUAGCUUGAUUGAUGAGGACGACAAAAGCAUCACUCCAGGGAAUUUUGAACGACAUUGGGGAAUAUUUUACUUCGAUGGGUUACCCAAGUAUCCGCUUAAUCUGUUGGGGACUAGAAACUCAAGUAAUUUAGUUCCAGCAAAAAAUCUUCAUUACCUGGAGAAGAAGUGGUGUGUGAUGUCCCCGUCGGCAAGCCUUGAUGAUCCUCAAGUGGCCCCAAGUGUGAGUUAUGCUUGUGGACGUGCCGACUGCACAAGCCUUGGUUAUGGAACAUCUUGUGGCAAUCUAGACGCUCGUGGGAACAUUUCAUAUGCAUUUAACAGUUACUAUCAGAGAUUAAAUCAGGUUGACAGUGCUUGCAAGUUCCCCAACCUUUCAAUGAUCACAAAGACUAACCCAUCCACAGGAACUUGCAGAUUUGAGAUCAUGAUCCAGCCUAUCACUUCAAGUGGUGAGCAUCAGCAGAAACUUGGCCUAAAGGGACUCCAGUUGAUAGUUUUAUGUUUAUUGUUUUUUUGACAUUUCUGUAAUUGUUGAAUUUAUUUUAAAUUUAUUUUUGGCUUCUUAUUCUUA
Molecule: messenger RNA, 2308 nt
Organism: Macadamia integrifolia
Lineage: Eukaryota; Viridiplantae; Streptophyta; Magnoliopsida; Proteales; Proteaceae
Product: glucan endo-1,3-beta-glucosidase 6
Exons: 2
Coding region: 815-2254 (479 amino acids)
Biological process (GO): carbohydrate metabolic process
Cellular component (GO): plasma membrane
Molecular function (GO): hydrolase activity, hydrolyzing O-glycosyl compounds
Source: RefSeq, a predicted model, not a curated record